UUGUUGGUUUGCUGAGGAAAUGUGAAUCCUGUUUAAUUUUCUUCCUUUUAUUCUAAAAUUUAAUUACACCUACAAACUUGUGUUAAAAACCAUGUCUAAUAACGAUCUACCGCUGCAUCUCCUUCAAGAACUACACAAUUUGACCGAAUCUAUCACGUAUCCAUUGAAAAGCUCACAACGUAUCAAGUACACAUGCUUUGAUGUUUCCAAGACAUUGAUAGCCUUUGGGGCAACAAGCGGAGGCAUCUACAUCUUCAACAGAAACCCUUGUGAGUUUGUACAGCUCAUUCCCAGUAAGGAUGGAGCCAUUACACGCCUGUCAAUAUCACCCAACGAGCAGCACAUCGGCUUUGCGAAUGGUAAAGGCAUGGUCACAGUGACAGAAUGUGAGCAGUCACUGAGUGGGGCCCACAAGUCCGUGUCUUCCAAGGAACAUAGCGGCAAUGAGGUGACAUACCUCAUUUGGAGUGGAAACUCCAUGCUGUUCUCUGGUGACGAUGUUGGGAAAGUGUCUGUACUGCAGUUGCCUACGUUUAUUACCAAAAGUAUGUUCCAGACAUCAUCGCAAACCAUCAUGAGUCUUGACUCGAGAAUUUGCCAACUUGACAUAAAAGAAAACAUGCUCCUUGUAUCCACCCUGACUCGAUGCUACAUCUGUGACACAGAACGGGAGCAGUACAGACAGAUCGGCCAGAAACUCAGGGAUGGUGAGUAUGGAGCCUGCUUUGUCACUACUGAAGUAAAAACACCUAAUGGAACAGUAAACGAAAAUGGGAAAGAUAAAACUACCACCGAAGUCAAAAAGUUUAACAUAGUGGAUGGCAAUGAGAUGUUUGCUGUUAAUGAAAAACUAGCUAAUAUGGCCAUAUUUUGUGCCAGACCGUCCUCCAGACUGUGGGAAGCUAGUAUAGAUGGCACUGUCAAAAGAACUCAUCAAUAUAAACAGGUACUGGCUAGACAACCAAUGAAAGUGCUAACAAAAGAAUCAUAUGACAAUGAGAGUGUAACAAUUGAUGCAUUUUCCAAAGAAACUGAAGGACAGUCUUGCAAUUUUCCAAAGAUAUUUUGUGUAAACAAUAACAGUGCCAUAGUUUCGUACAAAAAAGACGCUGUAUAUUUUCUUGAUUUACAUGACGUGAACAACUCCAUGUGGUUUAAUUCGUACAAAGAUAUUGUUGACUGCAAGUUGCACCAUGACAUACUUUACCUAUGGCUUCAGAACGGAUCGUUUGUAUGUUUGCGAUUUAUGAAAAUCGAAAAAUAUCUAGUAAAAUGCUAUUUGGACGAGAAAUACACUCUCUGUACCGUAUUAUGUUCUCUAUAUUCCAAUUAUCUAUUAGCGAACGACGCACUCUCUACUAAACUAAACAUUUUAGUUGGCCUAAGAGACAAAAUUACGGAUGAAGAUCGCUUAGAUGAUAUUAAACUAAUUAUAGAAAAAUUUGAUAGUCUGAAAGUUAAAGAUGCCACGCAAAUGAAAUCUGGUAUCUAUGUGGUAGACAAUACGUAUCACACGCAGGCUUGCCUUAGUGACGAAGAAGAUGGUACAAAUAACAGUAUUGAAAACAAAUAUUCCAUGGGACAACCAGAAGCGCUGCAAACUCUGAAAGACUUAAGUACAACAAUGACGGAUAAACUGAACUUUAGCAAGAAAUUUCUAGAAGAAAAAUGGAAGCACCUGGGAGAAAAUAGACCUGUAAAUAUAGAAACUACAACACCCGUAGUACAGACAAAAAUGGUUGAAUCGGAACCGGUUGAAAACAAACCUACAGAAGAUACUAAACUGAGGGAAGAUGAAUGUGAUGAAUCUAGUGUGCCAGUUGAUAAUGAUAUAAUUCAUAAAGAAUCUAGUCAAAAACCUAUUGAAGAAGCUGAUGUUGUAGAAAGAGAUAAAUCAAGAUUAGAAAGAGAUAGAGCAUGUAAAUCUUUGUAUCAAUAUUUUAGAAUAAGUUUGUUAGGCGAAGAAGCGAAUCAAAUGAAUUUAUUAGAUAUUAUUGAUAGUUGUGCCUGUGAUAUAAAAGAGAUCUAUCGCCUUAUAUUACUUUUUGAAGAAUAUUGCAUUACUAUUGGUGCGUUUGAAGAAGCUAAGUUUGCACCUAACAAUAUAUUCUUAAGCUAUCUAACUCUAUCCCCAAGAAGAGAAGAAUUGCUGGACCAAAUAAUCACAGAUGAAAUUUUGUACAAAUAUUUCGUCGAAUCUUGCAUAUCAGUUAAUACUAAAACGCAGAAUAUGUUAGAACUUGGAUGUGAUUGCGGGUUUCCGUUGCCAUAUGAAGGUUCGACCCAAGCACCAGUAUUUUCUGAAAUAAUUGAUGAAUUCAUUGAAAGACAAUGGUCCACACAAACGAAACAGCAAUGCUACGAUAUAUGCAAAAAAAUGCCAUACUCGUGGAGAAAAAUAUUAUAUUUAAGAAGGAACGAAGAUCUUAUAAGCAUACUGAGGUUACUACUCCAGAUGUUGGACGAAAAACUACUCCAUUCGUUUCUGCCUGAUUUCACAUUAGAAACAUGGGAUAGAGCUAUUCAAUUGUAUGCUGUAUUGCAUUCGAAUAAGUGUUUGAAUUGCAGUAAAAGUUUUAAUCACAUAUCUGUAAGAAACACACUCAGCUGGGAUGAUUUGGGAGCAUUAAUGAUCAAGUCUAUAGGUGGGAAAAAUGCUAUGAAAGUCAUGGAAAAACACGCUGAUCUGAUCGGUAUAGGAGAUAUAAGUAUGAAGUUUUACCAUACAUGCUUCAUGGUGACAUUGUAUGAGAAAUAUGACAGAACUAUCGUCACUCAGCUGACAGAUGCCAUCUACAGCUCAUAUGGAUUCGAAGAUGCCACUCAAGAGAUCUGCAACCUGCUUCGAAGCACAAUCAAUGGACAGCUGAAAAACACGGCUUUACCCCUUUUGGUAGCAGCGAAAUCCAAACACUGGGGACUUGGCAGUAUAUUUGACUCCAUAUCCUCUCAGAACAAAUCUGAAAACAAUAAUUUAGAGCUUAGAAUCGUGUCUUUACAAACUAUAUUGGAAAAUUUAUGUCUUAGUAAUGGCAACACCGAUUGUUCAUUAUGUGGGUUGCCAUUGGUAAAUGAGGUUUUAAUUAAAGAUGGCGGCCUGUGGGUUUUUAAGUGCGGCCACAUAUUCCACGGCGCAUGUUUAGAUUUGAAUAAAAUUAAAUUAUGUCCGUCUUGUCCUGAUAUUAAGUGAAUUAUUAAUUUGUUGUUUUGUACAUACAUGGUGCUCAAUACUAGAGUUAUGGAAUUGAUUUACCUGAUUGUUUUUAUUACGAAUGCCAUAUUUUUUUGUAUAUUAUUUUAUAUAAUGUUUUUUUUUAUUUUAUAUUUAACAUUAAAUUGAAUACCUACAUUAGGAAAAUUCUAAAGCCUUAAUAAUAAUUAUUUAAAAAAAAAUCAUCAUCAAAGAUUCAAAUCAUACAUUGUUUAUGUAAAGUAGGCAUUCAUUUAAUUUAUUAAACAGCUUUAAUCCUACUUUAAUAACGUGAGUAGAGUACCUUAAUCGAUGUAUAAAGUUUUAAGUUGCAUUUGCUUGUAACUUUUGUUUGUUUGUAAAUUCUAAUUUAGGUUAUCUGAUUAUGUUAUUGUGUACUUAACUUUGUUUUAUGUACCUACCCACUUUUCUUCUUACAGGAAAUAUAUCUCAAGAAUUAAUAAUGAA
This is a messenger RNA of Plutella xylostella (diamondback moth), 3658 nucleotides long. It is a transcript of the gene pink, whose product is annotated as WD40 repeat domain-containing protein pink. Gene Ontology annotation, cellular component: cytoplasm. Gene Ontology annotation, biological process: developmental pigmentation. Gene Ontology annotation, molecular function: protein binding. The record is from RefSeq and is a predicted model, not a curated record. Lineage: Eukaryota; Metazoa; Arthropoda; Insecta; Lepidoptera; Plutellidae.